AUGGAGGAAGCGAAGCGGCUGCACGCGCGCCUGCUCCGCCGCGGGGAGCGUCGCCUGCAGCCGCUGCUCCUGCGCGUGCUCGCGGCCGGAGACCUGCGCUACGCCGCGCUCCUGAUCGACUCUUACCCUUCGUCCCCGCCCUCCGCACCGCUCCACAACCGCCUGCUCCACGCGCUGGCCGCUGCGCGCCACCCGCUGCUGCUCCCCUGCUUCGCGCGCGCGCACCGCCUCCGCCUCCUGACCCCACUCUCCUUCACCCUCCUCUUGUCCUCCUCCUCCACCACCCAACGGUUCGCCGCGUGA
Messenger RNA from Miscanthus lutarioriparius, 303 nucleotides. NCBI's taxonomy places the organism in Eukaryota, Viridiplantae, Streptophyta, Magnoliopsida, Poales, Poaceae. The record is from the annotation of a GenBank genome assembly.